AUGUCCACCCCCCAACAUCUCUUCCACCUCCAACAUCGCCGCGGCGAACUUCACCUGCUCCAAACUGCUGGGGAGGCCCUCCUGUGGACUCCCGUGGAGAUGCUGCCCCAUACCCACGCGCAACAGCAUCAGAAGCCGUCGCAAAAUAAGCGCAGGCGGCGGACUACAUCCGUACCUGGUGCACGCGCAUGUCCGCACUGCGGCCGAACCUUCAAGCGUACCGAGCAUCUCGAACGUCAUAUCCGCACUCAAUACAGCCCUCGUUCCCAUGAAGGUGAUUCUCAACCCUUCAGGGUCACUGACGACCAGCGUUCCCGCCUCAUUGCUGCGACAGAGGCUUUCCGCGAUGUUCUUGAUCCUACUUUCAAAUUCCCAUCACGCCAUGCAUUGACGCGAUAUGUGACCUCCUUCUUUGAGGGGUUUCAUUCCCAUAUGCCUUUCAUCCAUGUCGCAACGUGGCGGCUAUCGGACCAUGCUUUGGAACUGAUCCUCGGGAUUGCAGCUUUGGGCAGUCAGUACUGCUUCGAACGUCGCAAUUCAGAGUCGCUAUUCCAUGCUGGCCAAGCAAUCCUCGUAGAGAGGAUACGACGCGAGGCUGGUAAAUUUGGUGCCAAGAGCCGCUCCUACCUGGGUCUCCAUGACCCCUCGCCGCUUAAAGGAGCCACGCGACCCGAGCACGUCGCACGAGACCCUUUCAAUGAGUGGGCAACCUGGGAACCCAUUGAGACGGUACGCGCUCUCGUUCUUCUCAUGGGCUAUGCUACUUGGGAACCCAAGGUCGCCCUUCUCCAAGAGGCAUUUACCUUGCAAGGACUCCUUGCUCAGGUUCUUCGUGAUCUCGGCCUCGGCGAGGAAACCCAUCCGUCCUUGACAGACGGCACCAACGGAUCCCAAGCAGUUUGGGAGGCCUGGGUACGGCAGGAAUCCGUCCGACGCACCAAGCUGAUCGCGUUCUCUUUUCUUCACAUACACAGUAUUGCAUACAACGUCUAUCCUGUUCUGCGGAGCAACGAAAUCAACCUCAGAUUGCCGUGCUCGACCAAGGAAUGGAAGGCACCCAAUGCAAUGCAGUGGCAGGCUGCUCACAGCGAGAUAUCCAAGCAGCAGCUGUUCUUUCAGCAUGCGUUGUCCUUGCUGUUGAAGAAGGCUGACGACGGCAUGGGAAUUCUGGAUCCGAUUCCAACACCACUUGGCAAUUACGUGCUCCUUCACGGGCUUCUGCAGCGCAUAUACAUUGUCAGAGACUUGUCUCUUCCCGUUAUGGAUCACUCGGCUCAGCUGCCGGCGGAAGAAGUCGAUAAGCUUGAGAGUGGACUCCGUUCGUGGACGUCCGGUUGGCAGCAGGCUCCGGAGUCAACGCUGGAUCCCAACAAUGAGAACGGACCUAUACCAUUCACCUCCAGCUCUCUGCUCGGAUUGGCAUACGUUCGAAUUUACCUACACCUAGGGCCAUACCGCCUACUCGAGACUCGCGAUCCCAGGCGUAUCGCGCGGGCCCUCGCUCAGUCCCCUGCAGUGGAGCGAAGCGAUGGAGUUGUCACGGCUCUGUUGUAUUCUACACACAUGCUAAGUAUCCCGGUCCGCCUCGGCGUAGAUCGUGUCGCACGCAGUCAGGCCUUUUUUUGGAGUGUCAGACAUUCGCUUUCAGGCUUAGAGUGUGCAGUCCUACUGAGCAAGUGGUUGUUCUCGUUGACCGAGACCCUAGCCGCGACCCCUUUGACAGACAGCGAGGAUCGCAUUCUACAUUGGGUCUGGUGCAUCGUCGACGAAGCAUGCAUGUCAGUCGACUUUGUGGCUGAGGAGUACAACGGAGCCAUCGAAAGAGAACCGCGCAGCCUGGGACUGGCCGUGCUCAUGAUAUGGGCGCACUUUUUCAAAAGCAACACUCAAUGGCCUUUCAUCAACGUAAUGGGGCAGGCUCUUCAGGAGUAUCGUAAGCUCGUAUCAGGAUGA
Molecule: messenger RNA, 1953 nt
Organism: Verticillium nonalfalfae
Lineage: Eukaryota; Fungi; Ascomycota; Sordariomycetes; Glomerellales; Plectosphaerellaceae
Exons: 5
Coding region: 1-1953 (650 amino acids)
Biological process (GO): DNA-templated transcription; regulation of transcription by RNA polymerase II
Cellular component (GO): chromatin
Molecular function (GO): RNA polymerase II cis-regulatory region sequence-specific DNA binding; DNA-binding transcription factor activity, RNA polymerase II-specific; zinc ion binding
Source: RefSeq, a predicted model, not a curated record